This is a messenger RNA of Musa acuminata subsp. malaccensis (wild Malaysian banana), 1087 nucleotides long. Its product is annotated as photosystem I chlorophyll a/b-binding protein 6, chloroplastic. Gene Ontology annotation, cellular component: chloroplast thylakoid membrane. Lineage: Eukaryota; Viridiplantae; Streptophyta; Magnoliopsida; Zingiberales; Musaceae. The record is from RefSeq and is a predicted model, not a curated record. Gene Ontology annotation, biological process: response to light stimulus; photosynthesis, light harvesting in photosystem I.
CCACACCCCAGUAGAUAAAGGUCAGCUCCUCAUGGAAAAGUGGAGGUGGUCACUCAUCCAUGGCACUGGCAAUUGCUUCCUCCGCACUCUGCAGUCCUCAUCUCAGAGUGCAGGCUUCCAAGCCGGUCCCAGGGAACACUAGGGCUUGUUCAAGGUCACCUACUCGCUUACAUGCAACUAAAGGAGUGUCCAGUGUGUGCCAGCCACUGCCUCCAGAUAGACCUCUAUGGUUUCCUGGGAGCUCACCUCCUGAGUGGCUGGAUGGCAGUCUUCCUGGAGACUUUGGGUUUGAUCCUCUUGGGCUAGGAUCUGACCCUGAGCUACUUCGGUGGUUCGCUCAGGCCGAACUAAUGCACAGUAGAUGGGCGAUGCUUGCUGUCGCCGGCAUUCUUAUCCCCGAAUGCCUAGAGAAGCUUGGAUUUAUCGAGAACUUCUCAUGGUAUGAUGCUGGGGCUCAGCAGUACUUUGCGGAUCCUUUGACAUUAUUUGUAGUUCAAAUGGCUCUGAUGGGAUGGGUUGAGGGAAGAAGGUGGGCGGACUACCUGAAUCCUGGGUGUGUCGAUAUCGAACCCAAGUUCCCAAACCGCAAAAAUCCCAAGCCUGAUGUAGGCUAUCCUGGUGGACUGUGGUUUGAUUUUAUGAUGUGGGGUCGCGGGUCACCGGAGCCGGUGAUGGUACUGAGGACUAAGGAGAUUAAGAAUGGCAGAUUAGCAAUGCUUGCUUUCAUGGGAUUUUGGUUCCAAGCUAUUUACACUAAAGAGGGUCCGCUAGACAAUUUAAUGGCUCACAUCGCUGAUCCUGGGCAUUGCAACAUCUUCUCGGCAUUUGUAUCUAAUUGACCCUUAGACAUGGCACAUGAUUAUGGAUGAAAGAUUUAUUGAAGGCCAAAAUAUAGAUCGGAGAUGAAAGAUGGAGUCAAUAUGGAAUGUAACAGUGAAAUUUGCAACUGAUAAUCUCUUUGUAGAGGUUUGUACAUGCUUCAACAUAUAUGCUGAUCUGUCCCAAAUGUUCCAUAUGUGUCAAACAUUGAAUCUGAUACCCAAUAGCAAGAUUGCUGAAACAGUAUAUUGCAGAUUUUGGGCUUGAA